Molecule: messenger RNA, 933 nt
Organism: Alternaria postmessia
Lineage: Eukaryota; Fungi; Ascomycota; Dothideomycetes; Pleosporales; Pleosporaceae
Exons: 1
Coding region: 1-933 (310 amino acids)
Source: RefSeq, a predicted model, not a curated record
AUGCCCACUAAAGAGUCGUGGCAAAACACACCUCCAUCUGGCGCAUCCCCGAACCCCAAGGUACGGGUAGCAGCGUCGAGCUCACCUAUGCCCUCACCCAAGACUGUCCUCUACGUCAGUCUUAUGCUUGCGGUACUCAUCAACCCUACUACCGCCACACCCAUAAGUCCUUUCGCCCCAGGUCUCGUCCGAGCCCGCAGCCUUUCUGCCUACACAACCACAACGACCAGUUCGCCCGACGCUGCAGCCAUUGCUGGCAAAGUCUUCUCUUGGAUGAGCACAUUCCUCUACCUUGGAUCCCGCCUCCCCCAACUAUACAUGAACCAAGUCCGCAAAUCGACAGCUGGUCUCUCACCCGCGCUCUUCGCAGCAGCCUUCUUUGGUAACCUCUUUUACUCGACUUCUCUGCUUACAAACCCCUGUGCAUGGUACGACUACGCACCCGGCGAAGGCUCUGGCUGGGUCGACCCUCAAGGUAGUGUGCGAGAAAAUUGGGUUCUACGCGCGGCACCCUUCUUCUUUGGCGCAGCUGGCGUUCUCCUCAUGGACGCAGCCGUUGGUCUUCAAUUCUGGUAUUUCGGCGACGCUGCACCACGCGGUCGAUCUACGCUACCCCGUGACGACGAAGUCAUCAUCACCGUCGACGAUCACGGCAAGCUGGUGCGCAGGAGUAUGCACUGGCGCCGAGUAAGCGGGUGGAUGAGGGGCUGGGCACCUGCUGUUAGUGUAGCUGCUACGCCCAAUGUGAGUCGUGCGAACACGCCCAUGGAUUCUCCGAGAGAAAGCAGUCCAGCCAGUUUGGCUGGCAGUAGCUCCAGCAAGAGCAUUCCUAUCAAAGGGAAGGGUAGUGCCUUGGACGAAGCCAGGGCGCUUUUAGGAACAAGCAGACAUGCAAGUCCAAGGAGUUAUGGGGCUGUGGGCAGUCCUCGGUAG